CUUCCCACACUCGCUUGCUCUUCGUCCCAGUUAGGUUCCCCCAUCUUUUUGCGUCGUCGCCUUUUUCUUCUUCCUUCCCUUAGUCUCUCCCUUUCUCGCUCUGUUGCUCUUCUCUUUAAGGAUCCUGCCUAUCAUCCUAAGUCCCCACCCGCCUCCACCUCGUUCUGGGAGUUUUUUAAAUUAGCGUUUAUUUAUUUUUUUCUCCUCGGCCGCCGUCGCCACUGCUGCAUAGCUGGUGUCGGUGCCGCGCUUUUCCCCCCCACGUCCUCCCCGCAGCCUAUGGCCCAGGCCGCCUCGGGUAUUUCUGCUUUAGGUAACCACAUCCCUCUUUAAAAAUUCCGCCUAAAAAGAGAAGACGCUUUACCCGACUCUUUGGGCCGUUAUCUCACGGCGAACUUUCUGACCAGGUAUACAACUAUCCAGAGGGCCUAGGAGAAGUGCUUUAUAGAGAGCAGUUCGACUUCAACGCUGAGCCACCUUGGGAACCUAGCUGAUGAUAGGAGGGUUCCAUCUCCUAACUUGUCCAUGGAGGUCUCCACUUCAGAAAUCCAAGACCCAUAUUCAUCCAGCUUGGUGUCAAGUGGGCUGUUGCUGCCAGAAUUAUCUUGUGAUUAUUUGAGAGAUGUAUCAGUUUCUUCUGAAGUACAAUCAACUGUAGAAGCCUUUGUAGCAGUUUGUUGCAUAUUCUAAGGACCCAAACGUAAGGAUUGGUGGCCCAUCUUGUUUUUCCUGGUUUAUGACUUUCGGCUUUGUGGAAUACGGCUGAGAUGAAAGGAUUUAUUGAAGAUGCAAACUACUCUGUUGGCUUGUUGGAUGAAGGAACACAUCUUGGAAAUGUUAUUGAUAACUAUGUCUAUGAACAUACCCUAACAGGAAAAAAUGCAUUUUUUGUUGGAGAUCUUGGGAAAAUCGUGAAGAAACACAGUCAGUGGCAGAAUGUUGUGGCUCAAAUAAAGCCAUUCUACACAGUAAAAUGCAAUUCAGCUCCAGCUGUUUUAGAGAUUUUAGCAGCACUUGGAACUGGAUUUGCAUGUUCCAGCAAACAUGAAAUGGCAUUGGUGCAAGAGUUGGGUGUUUCUCCUGAAAACAUCAUUGAUAUAAGUCCAUGUAAGCAGUCUUCUCAGAUAAAGUAUGCAGCGAAAACUGGUGUUAACAUCAUGUCAUGUGACAAUGAAAUUGAAUUGAAGAAAAUUGCACGUAAUCAUCCAAAUGCUAAGCUCUUACUACACAUCGCAACAGAAGAUAUUAGUGGAGAUGAAGAGAGUAACAUGAAGUUUGGCACCACACUGAAGAAUUGUAGGCACCUCUUGGAAUGUGCUAAGGAACUUGACGUCCAAAUAGUUGGUGUUAAGUUUCAUGUUUCAAGCUCUUGCAAAGAACCUCAAGUGUAUAUUCAUGCUUUAUCUGAUGCUCGAUGUGUCUUUGACAUGGCUGGAGAAUUUGGCUUUAAGAUGACCAUAUUGGACAUUGGCGGAGGCUUCACGGGUAGUGAAUUUCAGUUGCAAGAGGUUAAUCAUGUCAUCAGCCCAUUGUUGGAUGUCUACUUUCCUGAAGGAUCUGGCAUUACAGUCAUUUCAGAACCUGGAAGCUACUAUGUGUCUUCUGCAUUCACUUUAGCAGUUAAUAUCAUUGCAAAGAAAGCUGUUGAAAAUGAUGUUUCCUCUGGAGUAGGAAAAACCGGGAGUAAUGAACCAGCCUUUAUGUAUUACAUAAAUGAUGGUGUCUAUGGUUCUUUUGCAAGUAAAUUGUCUGAGAACUUGAAUACCAUCCCAGAGGUUCACAAGAAAUACAAGAAAGAUGCGCCUCUGUUUACAAGCAGCCUUUGGGGUCCAUCCUGUGAUGAGCUUGAUCAAAUUGUGGAAAACUGUCUUCUUCCUGAGCUGAAUGUGGGAGAUUGGCUGAUCUUUGAUAAUAUGGGAGCAGACACUCUCCAUGAGCCAUCUGCUUUUAAUGAUUUUCAGAGGCCAACUAUUUAUUACAUGAUGUCAUUCAGUGAUUGGUAUGAGAUGCAAGAUGCUGGAAUUACUUCAGACACAAUGAUGAAGAACUUCUUCUUUGUGCCUUCUUGCAUUCAGCUGAGCCAAGACGACAGCAGCUUUUCCACUGAAGCUUAAAACAGGCAUUAACGCUUCCUUUUAGACCUGAAGUUGCAAGUUAAGCUUGUCUGGUCAACAUUCCAGUGUGGAAGAAAAAUUGAACAAUCUUAACUAUUCACUCUCCAAAACUUGAAAGAAAUUAGUAAUAAUAGCUAAUUGGGACCAGGCAAAACCAGCUUACAACUACAAUUCUUUGGGGUGAGGUGGGAAUUAGAUAAUGUGUCCAGAUUUAAACUUACCAGUUGUCCAACCCCUAAGCGUUUAAAAUAAAAUAUGCAACAAAAUGGAUGACUUAGUGGAGAUGGAAGCCCAUCACUUGGGUUCCCCAUUAUAAACCGUUUACAUACAAGUACACAGUUUUUAUACUAAGGAUUCCUGUUAGAAAGUCUUGUAAAGUUAUUGUCUUUCGCCCAGAUAUAUCAAAUGUCAGUGGAAGACCAGUGUGACUUCAUUUAGAUAUGUUUAGUGUAUUUAGAAUGUGUAAAUUUGUGCUUUGAACUGUAGUUUAAUAAAUGUAAAAUUGCAUCAUAGUAUUUGUUGUAUUUGACCUGACGUAACCCUUGUAUGAUUGCAAUAAAAUUUUGUGUAGAU
Molecule: messenger RNA, 2687 nt
Organism: Dromiciops gliroides (monito del monte)
Lineage: Eukaryota; Metazoa; Chordata; Mammalia; Microbiotheria; Microbiotheriidae
Gene: AZIN1
Product: antizyme inhibitor 1
Exons: 13
Coding region: 768-2114 (448 amino acids)
Biological process (GO): negative regulation of protein catabolic process; positive regulation of polyamine transmembrane transport
Cellular component (GO): cytoplasm
Molecular function (GO): ornithine decarboxylase activator activity; ornithine decarboxylase activity
Source: RefSeq, a predicted model, not a curated record